Molecule: messenger RNA, 2526 nt
Organism: Populus trichocarpa (black cottonwood)
Lineage: Eukaryota; Viridiplantae; Streptophyta; Magnoliopsida; Malpighiales; Salicaceae
Product: DEAD-box ATP-dependent RNA helicase 7
Exons: 14
Coding region: 120-2189 (689 amino acids)
Molecular function (GO): helicase activity; RNA binding; ATP binding
Source: RefSeq, a predicted model, not a curated record
CCUUCCUCCUCUUUCUCUCCUGCUUCUGCACCUCCACUUCCACAUUCUUCCAUAGCAGGAGAAAACAAGAAAACCCCACAAACCCUAAAGCCCCCUUCUAGAGGAAGAGAAAGGAAGACAUGCCUUCUUUAUCUCUUACUAGCAACAACAGCCCUGUGGAUCCCAAGAAAGAAAAGAAGAUGAAGAAGAAAAUAGUUCUUGAGACCCAAGAAACUGAUCCUUUGAUGGUUUCUAGCAAGAAAGAGAAGAAGAAAGAGAAGAGAAAAGCUGUAGAAUUUGAUGAUGAUGAUGAGGAGAGGAGUGAAACCAGCUCAGAGCUUGGUGAGCCUGUGAAUUUGAAGAAGAAAAGCAAGAAAGCUAAGGUUGUUGAAGAGGAGGAAGAUGAAGAGGAGGUUAAAGCUGAGGAUCCUAAUGCAGUUACCAGGUUUAGGAUAUCUGAACCGUUGAGGGAAGCGUUGAAGAAGAGAGGGAUUGAGGCUUUGUUUCCUAUUCAAGCUAGGACUUUUGAGGAUAUUCUUAAUGGGUGUGAUUUGGUUGGCCGAGCAAGGACCGGGCAGGGUAAAACAUUGGCUUUUGUUUUGCCAAUUUUGGAGUCACUAGUAAACGGGCCUGCAAAAGCAUCAAGGAAGACAGGCUAUGGAAGGCCACCAAGUGUUUUGGUACUUUUACCUACCAGGGAACUGGCCACUCAGGUGUUUGAAGAUUUCAAAGUUUAUGGUGGAGCAGUGGGCUUGAAUUCUUGCUGUGUAUAUGGAGGAGCUUCAUACCAGCCUCAAGAAUUUGCCUUGAAGAGAGGGGUGGAUAUAGUUGUGGGAACACCUGGCCGCAUAAAGGAUCACAUAGAGAAGGGCAACAUUGACUUAAGCUUAUUAAAGUUUCGGGUCCUUGAUGAGUCUGAUGAAAUGCUGAGGAUGGGUUUUGUUGAAGAUGUUGAACUUAUUCUAGGAAAGGUAGAGGAUGUAAGAAAAGUUCAAACACUUCUAUUCAGUGCCACCUUGCCAGAUUGGGUGAAAAAUAUUUCUUCUAGGUUUCUCAAGCCAACUAAGAAAACUAUUGAUCUUGUUGGUAAUGAGAAAAUGAAAGCCAGCACCAAUGUAAGGCAUAUUGUACUUCCCUGUUCUACUGCUGCCAUGCCUCAGGUUAUUCCUGAUGUCAUAAGUUGUUAUGGCAGCGGAGGCCGUACAAUUAUUUUCACAGAGAAAAGGGAAUCCGCAAAUGAACUUGCUGGAUUAUUGCCUGGAGCACGGGCUUUACAUGGGGAAAUACAGCAGUCUAAACGUGAGGUGACCCUUUCUGGGUUCAGGUCUGGCAAAUUCCUGACCUUGGUGGCUACAAAUGUGGCUGCAAGAGGAUUGGAUAUCAAUGAUGUGCAGUUAAUCAUCCAGUGUGAACCUCCAAAUGAUGUAGAAGCUUAUAUACAUCGGUCUGGACGUACUGGACGAGCAGGCAAUAGUGGUGUUGCUGUGAUGCUCUAUGAUCCAAGAAGGUCAAAUAUAUCUAAGAUUCAAAGAGAAUCAGGUGUCAAAUUUGAGCAUAUAACUGCCCCCCGGGCUGAGGAUAUUGCCAAAGCAGCUGGCGUGGGAGCUGCAGAAACAAUAACUCAGGUUUCUGACAGUGUAAUUCCAGCAUUCAAAUCUGCAGCAGAGAAUCUGUUGAGUACCUCAGGUUUGUCAGCUGUAGAACUACUUGCAAAAGCACUUGCCAAGGCUACUGGUUAUACUGAGAUCAAGAGUAGGUCACUGCUAACUUCCAUGGACAACCAUGUAACUUUACUUCUUGAAUCUGGCAAACCCAUUUACACUCCAUCAUUUGCUUUUAGUGUCAUGAGGAGAAUCUUGCCUGAGGAUAAGGUUGAGUCAGUGACGGGCAUGAGCCUCACAGCUGAUGGAAAUGGUGCAGUUUUUGAUGUCAAGAAAGAAGACGUUGAUACUUUCCUAGCUGCUCAGGAAAAUGCUGCUGGUGUGAACAUAGAGGUGGUUAAAGCAUUGCCUUCUUUGCAAGAAAGAGACCGACCAAGGGGUAGAUUUGGUGGUGGUGGUGGUGGUGGUGGUCGUGGUAGAGGUGGUUUUGGUGAUAGGAGUGGUGGUAAUAGGUUCUCAGGGGGAAGAGGUGGCAGGGGUGGUGGGUUCUCAGAUAGAAGAAAUGGCUCUGGUGGCUUUCAAGGUCGCAACAAUGGGAACAAGUGGUGAGUUUUUUUCAAUUUGCCCCAGAAGUCCAUGGACACAGCAAUCCUUACAGUUGUUACAGGCUGAAGAGUUUCUAACAACGAAGAAACUUUGAAAACGCAACUGGCUUGCCUGGGGAAUUUAUAUAGAUUUUUCCUGCAAGUGUAUUAUCCUAGGCUUGAUAAAAAAAAAUUAUGCCAUAUUUAUUUCAUUUUGAGGGGAUUUUUGCUGUGUUCCCCGUGUUUGAAUUUCAAUGAAAAUCUAAGAUCAGGUGACAAGAUUUCUAAUAUUAUUUGAUUAUUGAACAGUCCAAAUCUAUUAAAUAACUUUUAUGAAUCGCAAAAUAUAUUUUAUUCUCUUA